AUGAAUUCUCUCACCGCCACCGAAAGCCUUAUCGCGGCUGGCCUCGAGGCACGCCUCUUGGUACCAAAAGAUUCCGACUUUACAGCUCGACAGGAAUCAUACUGGUCCAACAGUGCCAAAAUCAAACCCGCAUGUAUUGUGCAGCCCCGUACCUCUGAUGAGGUUGCCAGUAUCGUCAAGGCACUUGUAGCUGCUGGCCACAAGUUUGCUAUUCGCAGCGGUGGCCAUACAAACUGGGCUGGAUCAAACAACAUCGAGGGUGGAGUCACUGUUGAUCUCGGUCACUUGAACCAUAUAAAAUAUGAUGCCUCCACCGAGACAGUCGAUAUUGGACCUGGCUGCAGGUGGCGAGAUGUUUACGCUCAGCUGAGCGAGUAUGACCGUGCUGUGGCUGGAGGCCGUGAGGGUAAUCCUGGCGUUGCUGGCCUUCUUUUGGGAGGUGGAAACACCUUCUUUACAGGACUACAGGGCUUCGGAUGUGACAACGUCAUCUCCUACCAAGUUGUCCUCGCCAGUGGAGACAUCGUCACUGCAGACGACAAGACCAACACUGACUUGUUCAGAGUUCUCAAGGGUGGCUCCAACAACUUUGGCAUCGCCACAAACUUUACCAUGAAAGCUAUUAAAAAUGGUCGCGUAUGGGGUGGAAUGGCUAUGUUCCCCGACCAAGCUAUUCCUGAAGUCAUCGAAGCCCUCUACGAGUUCACAGAAAAUGUGGCCAAUGACGUUCACAGCAACCUCGUUACUGUCUUUCAAUACUUGCCCGACCUGGGAGAAAUCGGUUCAGCCUCUGUUUAUGCCAACAUGAAAGGUAUUGAAAGGCCUGCAGCCUACAAAAAGUGGCUUGCCUUGCCCGAGAUUUCUACUCGUGUUAAAAAUACAACUGUCGCAGAAAUUGCUUCUGAUUAUAAUCUUCCCCCCAAUUACCAUAACACCUGGUUUACCUGUUGCUUCAAAAAUGAUAUCCGAAUCAUUACCAAAGCUUCAGACCUGCAUACCAAACUAGUGGAGGAACUCAAAGAAUUUAUCCCUGAUGGCAAUUUCAUCACCCAGUGCAUAUACCAACCUCUGCCAACCAUCUUUGGUCAACGCAGCGUCGAAGCUGGCGGCAACGUCAUGGGUGUUGAGCGCCAUCAACACAACGGCAUCUUAUUCUUAGCCAGCGCUAUGGUUCGUACACCCGAGCAGGAGGCCUUUGCUCGACCAAAAGUUGAGGCUUGGGUUAGAGAAUUGCGUGAGUUUGCUGCCACUAUCGAGGGAGGAAACCUAGAGUGGACAUAUUUGAACUACGCAGACAAGACUCAGAAUCCUCUUGGAAGUUAUGGACUUGAGAAUAUCAGGAAGAUGAAGGAUGCGGCAGCGAAGUAUGACCCUGGUCAGGUAUUCCAGAAACUGGUACCUGGAGGAUUCAAGAUUUCGGAUGUGAAAGACGUAUGA
Molecule: messenger RNA, 1437 nt
Organism: Fusarium pseudograminearum CS3096
Lineage: Eukaryota; Fungi; Ascomycota; Sordariomycetes; Hypocreales; Nectriaceae
Exons: 2
Coding region: 1-1437 (478 amino acids)
Molecular function (GO): FAD binding
Source: RefSeq, a predicted model, not a curated record